Molecule: messenger RNA, 1865 nt
Organism: Trifolium pratense (red clover)
Lineage: Eukaryota; Viridiplantae; Streptophyta; Magnoliopsida; Fabales; Fabaceae
Product: probable Histone-lysine N-methyltransferase ATXR5
Exons: 10
Coding region: 223-1530 (435 amino acids)
Biological process (GO): translation
Cellular component (GO): ribosome
Molecular function (GO): protein binding; structural constituent of ribosome
Source: RefSeq, a predicted model, not a curated record
AUUAGCACAUUUUUAGCAACAACAUGCGUAAUCACACUUUCUUUGAUUGCCGCACCCACCCACGCUGAAGCUCCUCUGUUUCGUUCCUUUCAAAACUCACUGUUCAUCAUCACUCACUUGUAUAUUCCGAAUCUGUGAAAAUGACGAUGAUCAGGAAGCUAGAUAGAGAAAGAGCUCAUUGAAUUUCCAUGCUUAGAACAAUGGCGUCGCGAUUGGUGAAGCAUGAGCAUAUCGAAACUACUGUUGCCAAGGCUAAGAAGAUUAGAAGGCUUGCGGUUGCGGAUAAUAUGGUACAACUUGGAAAAGAGAGUUGAACCAUUUUUCGUCUUUCUGUAUAAAAUAGAGAGAAAGUUCUUCAAAAAAAUUUCUUCGAAAUUCUCAAUUCUACCUACAAACCUUCUCAAAUUUUCCAAUCCAAUGGCUCCGGCAACCUCAUUGCCUUCAUCUUCGAAGCUAGCCAACUUCAUCCAACGUACGCAUACACGGCACAACCUCAAGAAGUUGCGGCUGAAGAAGUACAGGUCGAUGGCUGAUAUAAUGGCGAGGGCGAGGUACGCGGUGGUGGAAAAAGAGGAUUACGGUGGCAUCAUGUGUGACCAAUGUGGCUCCGGUGACAACUCGGAGGAGCUGCUGCUGUGCGACAAAUGUGACAAUGGUUUUCAUAUGAAAUGUGUGAGACCAAUUGUUGUCAGAAUUCCUAUUGGUUCGUGGGUUUGCCCCAAGUGUUCAGGAACGAAGAAAGCGACAAAGUUCACUCAAAAAAAAAUUCUAGAUUUCUUCGGGAUUCGAAGGCGGGAUUUCAAAGUGAAUCUUUCUUCUCCUCAGGAUGCUAGGAGGCGUCGGAGACGUCCAAGACCUCUGGUGGUACAGAAGAAAAGCAGGAGACUUUUACCAUUUGUUCCUACAAAUGAUCCUGAUAGGAGACUGAAGCAAAUGGCUUCCCUUGCUUCCGCUUUAACAACAUUGAAUAUGGAAUUCAGUAAUCACUUGACGUAUUUUCCAGGAAUGGCUCCCAAAUCUGCUAAUCGAUCCAUUUUAGAAAACGGUGGCAUGCAGGGUCUUACAAAGGAAGAUGGGGAGACCUUAGAAUGCUGCAUAGCUAUGACUAAGCGAGGCAAAUUCCCUCCUUUAAUGGUCGUUUAUGACUCAUGUCAAGGCUAUACUGUGGAGGCUGAUGGCCUAAUCAAAGAUAUGACAUUUAUUGCUGAAUACACCGGCGAUGUGGAUUAUUUAAAGAAAAGAGAAUCUGAUGAUUGCGACAGUAUGAUGACGCUGCUUCUUACAGCAGAAGGUGAUAACAGUCUUGUUAUUUGUGCUGAUAAACGCGGAAAUAUUGCUCGCUUCAUCAGUGGCAUCAACAAUCAUACUCCGGAUGGUAGGAAGAAGCAAAACUGCAAAUGUUUGAGAUACAAUGUUGAUGGGGAAUCCCGGGUCUUUUUGGUUGCUACUCGAGAUAUUUCCGAGGGGGAGAGGCUAUAUUAUGAUUAUAAUGGUUAUGAGAAUCAAUACCCAACUCAUCAUUUUGUCUGAGUCCAAUUCAUAAAUAUAUCUCAACAAUCCUAUAGAAUUGGGACCUAAUUUUAGACCAUUAGGAAAGGGUUUUCAUGAUUCUCCUGGAAAAAAAAAUAAAUUAUAGUUCUUGUAGAUUGAACAAAAAAUGUCUUAAAUUGUUACCGUGGGCAAUUCAUUGUAACUUAUGCUGAAGAUCAGGCCUAAUUAUGUGGCUUAGAGAUGAAUAGAGAGGGGGAAACCUUCAUUUUUGUUUUUCAUCUCAAAAUAUGAGCUGAGAUAUACAUGUUUUUACUUUACUACAGUUUCAAGGAUUGAAAAUGAAAACAUUCUCAGAUUUUACUUUAAAGGUAUUA